This is a messenger RNA of Diospyros lotus (date-plum), 2331 nucleotides long. Its product is annotated as mitogen-activated protein kinase kinase kinase 17-like. The transcript has a single exon. Gene Ontology annotation, molecular function: ATP binding; protein kinase activity. Lineage: Eukaryota; Viridiplantae; Streptophyta; Magnoliopsida; Ericales; Ebenaceae. The coding region runs from base 1004 to 2128 and encodes 374 amino acids. Gene Ontology annotation, biological process: protein phosphorylation. The record is from RefSeq and is a predicted model, not a curated record.
AUUAAAUUUCAAGUAUAUGUUAAGACAUUUUGAGAAAAAAAUUAGACAUACAGAUGAACUAAUUAUCUUUUUCAUAUUAUUUUUUUUUUAUUUGACUGACCUUCUCCACAAACAUUUAUCCUCUAUAUUGUUGAAAUUCAUGCAAAACAUCCUACAAAAAUACCAUUUUUUCUUAUCUGAUUGGUUUCUUAUUGCCAUCAUUCAUUUAUCUCUUAUAUUCAUGUCUUGUGGCAUGAUUUCAUAGGGCUUCAUCCAUGACCUGUGAAUCUUCUUUCUUCUUUCACAAAUAACCGUUAGUAACUGAAAUGGCCACUUAUUAACUACCUCUCCUUUAGAAUAACUAAAGUCCCCUUUUUGGCAACUGAAAUUAUAGAGUGACCCCCAUAUUUCUUUCCUCUUUUUAGCACCAAAAAUCUACCAAGAGAGCAUUGAAUGCCAUGUGGCAAUUACCCAUUCUUUGAAAGCCUCCAUCCAAUCAGACUCCCAAAAUGCUGGGUGGCCAACCGCUUUCUUUCCCUGCCUCCUUGACCGUUCGUUUGAAACUUUUAGUUUCCAAUUUCAACAGAUAUAAAAAGAAGCCAGACAAUCUCAUCAACCACUGGUGAAACACAGGUGGUGGUUUUUAUAUUCUGGGCGGUUUUCCAGCACACGGAAAACCGCUCCUCUUUAUUCUCAUCAUAAUUUCUUUGAUACUUUUGGCAAGUUGGAGAGAAGGUCUCAAUCUUCAAUCCCCUGUUUCUCUUAUCAACAAGGUUUAUUGUUUGUUUUUUUUUUUUAUCUUUUCCCCAUCUAGCUAACAAGUACCUGGCUUUUUUAUUUAUUCAUGUUUUGCUUCCUCCACAUUAUAUGAACUUUUUAAGGUUCAUCUGAAGGAAACUUGAAAUCUUUAUGCAUUUCCAAAGAGAGAAAUCUUGGUCACUAAGUUGGGUUUCAGCACCCACCUUAAGGUUGACCAAACUAUUUACAGUAUCCAACUUACUGAUAAGCCAUUGAAGGGAAAGACAUGGCUAGAAACUGGCAAUGCCCUACUCCCCAGUCUGGAGAAUGGGUGAAGGGCAAACUUGUGGGAUCUGGAUCAUUUGGCACGGUUCACUUGGCCAUGAACAACAUCACGGGGGCACUUUUCGUCGUGAAAUCUGCAUGGUCCAAGGAUGGGUUUCAAUCUCUUGAGAAUGAGGCAAAUGUUCUUGAGAGUUUGAACUCUCCACAUAUUGUAAAUUGCACAGGGAGAUACUUGUUGAAUGGUGCAAAUGGUGAGAAGAGACUGAAUCUCUUCAUGGAGUACAUGGCUGGUGGCAGUCUAUUAGAUGUGGCCGAGAAAUUUGGAGGCGUGCUGGACGAGCGAGUGAUCAGCCUCUACACUCGACAGAUUCUUCUCGGUCUCAAGCAUCUUCAUGAGAAUGGAAUUGUGCACUGUGAUCUCAAGUGCAAGAAUGUGCUCUUAGACUCCUUUGGAAAUGUCAAACUGGCAGAUUUGGGAUGUGCAAAGAGGCUAAGUGACUUGAAGAAGACUAAUGGGACAUCGAAGCAGCCUUCAAAAUCCAUUGUUGGGACUCCUCUGUGGACGGCUCCUGAGGUUCUGAGAAACGAAGGGUUGGAUUUUGCAGCAGAUAUUUGGUCUUUGGGCUGCACCGUCAUUGAAAUGGCCACCGGUAGGCCUCCUUGGGGCGACAACAUUUCUAACCCAAUGGCUGCGCUUGUGAAGAUCGCCUGCAGCGACGAGACACCACAUUUUCCAGCCGAGUUCUCGGGAGAGGGAUUGGAUUUCUUGGCAAAGUGCUUGGAGAGGGACCCCAGAAAGAGGAGCACCACUGCAGAAUUGCUGAACCAUCCAUUUGUUUCGAAUAUAGGGAAGGGUAAGGGUAGGAGUGUGAGGGAGAUGGAGAUGGAGACCGAAGGGGCUUGCUCACCGGCAAGUGUCUUAGAUGCGGGGAUCAUCUGUGAGCCAGGCUAUGAAUCUGAUGAAUCACUUGAGGUUGAGGAGGGUGAGUUCAAUCCUAGAACCUCAUCUUCAAUCAAUUGUUGUGAGGAGAGAAAUCAAUGUCCAUGGGAACAUCAGGUGGGAUCAUUAGAAUGUGAUUUUUGCUCAUCAGAGGAGGAUUGGGUUACUGUUAGAUCAUCUGAUUGAAGAUUAAUUCAUGUAAAAAGAUUUCAACCAAAGAGAUUUUGAAAUGUAUAGUAGUUCAUUAGACACAAAUGUUUUACUGUACAGCUAGACCAUAGACAGACUAGAGUGAGGCACAAAAUGGCUUCUCUUAAUUGCUUUUCUUUUCUUGUUCAUCAGAAUACUUGAAAAACAAGUAUGUGGAGAACUAAAGCGCUGCCUCAAUC